AUGCCGUGGUUGUACGACAUCGAGAAGCAUAAAACGUUCGCCAAAACGUGGCAGAAAGAUGUGCAGGAAAAGCUUAUGGAAUUGGAGACCGUAGAGUUUAUAGGAGACGACACGUUUAUGGCCGACGUGAAUGUGAACGUCUUUGCCGAGAGAGGAAGAAAAAUUGUGUUUCAUAAUAACUGUCGCAUAGCAGCGAACGUAUAUUUACACGGGCCCAUAGAAGUAGGGGAAAACGUUUCGAUCAAUCAGCACUGUCACAUGGAAGGACCCAUCGUGAUAGGGAGCGAUUCGAGGAUAGGCCCGUCCACUUCUAUUUUCGCCUUUAACCACAACUUCGACGAGUCAGAAACACUCAUUCGCUCACAGAAAGUAAAAUCAGAAGGAGUACACAUUGGAGAGGACGUGUGGAUAGGCGCAAACGUUUCAAUCGUCGAUGGUGUGACUAUAGGCGCACACUCCGUCGUCGGCAUUGCAUCAGUUGUUACGAAGAAUAUUCCAGAGUAUGAGGUAUGGGCAGGCAAUCCGUGUAAAAAAAUAGGCGAACGCAAGCGACCCCCCCCUCGGGAAUGA
This is a messenger RNA of Bathycoccus prasinos, 570 nucleotides long. RefSeq names its product hexapaptide repeat-containing transferase. Gene Ontology annotation, cellular component: cytosol. The record is from RefSeq and is a predicted model, not a curated record. The transcript has a single exon. Lineage: Eukaryota; Viridiplantae; Chlorophyta; Mamiellophyceae; Mamiellales; Bathycoccaceae. Bases 1 to 570 code for a protein of 189 amino acids.